Corvus hawaiiensis (hawaiian crow) is the source of this 3625-nucleotide messenger RNA. RefSeq names its product chromosome 11 C3orf18 homolog (gene C11H3orf18). The transcript has 6 exons. The record is from RefSeq and is a predicted model, not a curated record. The coding region runs from base 538 to 1008 and encodes 156 amino acids. Lineage: Eukaryota; Metazoa; Chordata; Aves; Passeriformes; Corvidae.
CCGGCCCCCGCGGCCCCGGGCGCGGCCCCCGGCGGCCGCUCCGCCCGCGGCCCGGGGAGAUUGGACGCUUCGGCGGGAGCGCGCAGGACUCUGCUGGAACCUGCCAGUGAUAGGUAGUAGCUGUCCCCGGCCCUACAGCUGCCAGCAGAGGCUUCGAGUGUGCCCAGCCUGCAGAUCAAACUUCCAGCACCAGGAUGACAACUGGGAAAGGAAGGUGGUGGGAAAGAUGAUCCACCCCAGCUCUAUCGUGUAAGCUGUGGGCCCUGGGCCAUCCUUGCGUUCAGCCUCCCCAUCGGACUGUCUGCAGCCUGGACCAGGAGGAGCUGGGGAGCAGAAACAGCCCUAUCUGGACCUGGAAGUGGUUGUCUAAGCCAGGCAGAGUCCAGUGUGGUUCCUACCCCGAAGAAAACCCAUCAGUGGUGGUGCUACAGGAGAGGUCUCACGUGAGGGCCCUCGAUAGGAAGGACAGCUCUGCACUUCUGUAGCUGAUGGGAGAGGACAACAGCUUGGUAACAGGAGCUACCAAGAGCUGGCAGGAUGAGUUACAGCUCACCCUCUGUGCAUGACUUGCAUCACAGCACCCCCACCACAGCCAAGCCAGACCCAGGGACAGCUCUGGACGUGACUGUACCAGAAACAGCCACCGUAAGCCCUGAGACUACCAGUUUCAACAGCACCAAAAUCCCAGAUGUGGCCAGCACUGGACCUGGCAUGAGCACCAUGCUGCUUUCCUUUGGGAUCAUUACUGUGAUUGGGUUGGCUGUAGCAAUGGUUCUAUAUAUCAGGAAGAGGAAGAGGCUGGAGAAGCUACGGCACCAGCUCAUGCCCAUGUACAACUUUGAUCCCACUGAGGAGCAGGAUGAACUGGAGCAGGAGCUGCUGGAGCAUGGGCGAGAUGCAGCAUCGUCCCAGGCAUCACAGAACAAGGUGCUGCUGACGAGUCAGGGAGCCCUGCAGAGACCCAGCCGCCUCGUGUUCACAGACAUGGCCAAUGCCAUCAAUGCAUGACCAGGACCUGCCCUGCUCCAGGAUCCUGCUGAGAACAAGGAGGAUGAAGCCAACAAAGCAGUGACUUCCCUCAAGCAUGGCUGAUCCACCGAGCCCAGCUGGUCACCUGUUGGUUUGUGUUACAAAUGGGCACAGGAAGUGCCAUCAGUCUGGGAAGCCAACCCUUUGUAAGGGCAGUGGUGAUUUUCUGCUGUGUCUGUUACCACUCUAAGGUCUUGAGCUCCAGUUUCUGGGCUGGCACUGCCUGGUAACACCUACCAAGCUUUGUGCUUAGGAACAGUGCCUGCCUUGUACAGAUUAACCUGUCAGAGCACAGAGCUGUGGUCUGUGGGUCAGGGAAGGAGAGAGGUGCAUGUUUCAGAGACCUUCUCCACUGGCUCUGUGUGCCCAGGCCCCAAGGAAAGUGAUGGAUGGGCCUCUGCAGUGACCGCAGCUCUGGCCGGUCCUGGGAGGGGACUGGUGGCAAAGCCUCUUUGAGCCAGGAGAGCUGCCUGCCCCAGCUGAGGGGUGACCUGGGGCACAGCAGGGAGAACACAACCAUAGGAUUAUCCCCUCCCAGGUGCAUGGCUGCUGAUAAAUGUGCGUCAGGGUGAUGUUGAAGCACGGGGAAUUCACUGGCUUUAAAAAGUGAAGCGGUGAACAUUUGGCCACUUAGAUCUUAACUGAGGAAGUGGCUGAAUAUCCCAAAUUAGAGCUACUCUAUAGACAGAGGGAUUUCACACAGCUAGAGGCAGGGACUGUCACUGUCCGGCUACUGGUCUUAGGAGUAACAGUGCUCGGGCAACAAAGAGGAAUUGAGCAGAACUGGGGGUUCCAAUACCCCAUAGCCCCUCCUGCUUUGGCUCAGGGAAGUUUCUGCAGUGCAGAGUGUUACCCAGAAAAAAGGAUUAAGCUUUGAAAUACUUUCUUUUAAAUAAGGAAGAACAUGUAUUGGCUCAACAACAGCCCAGUGUUUGCCCCCAGAGAUGACUAACAGCUGGUUUGUACUUCCUUACCUGCCAGGACCUGCAGUCAGAGCCUUCUCUUCUUCCUGCUGAAGGGAACACAGAGCUUUGCGUUAGCCUCUGCUCGAGUUACCUGCUAGGAACAGGUAGGUGGGACUAGACAGGUAAGCCAGGGGUUUCCCUGUAGCCCUGAAGCAUCUCUCUGCCUGUGCAUCCUUCAGGGCUGCAGGAGUAAGAGAGUGCAAAGGGUCUCUGGCCACCUUGGCAUGUGGCACUGCAGUGUGGGGGCCUGUCCUCUGCAAGCCUUUUGAUGGGCACUGGCCCCAAGUGCUGCAGACCAGCACAGCAGCCAGGGACCAGCAUCAGAGCCCAGCCCUGCACUGAUCACCUCCUGAUCUUUGUGUGGUACAGGCAUUUGUCAAUCAGAUUGUAUUCCAUCCACAGCACCAGUUAAAAGGGAAUCAGGGCAAGCCAAAAUUUGAAUGCAGACCUAAAGCUUUAUGCAAGGAGAUGUUUCAGAGUGGCAAUUCAGGUAUCAUGUGCUUUGUUGCUAGUUUGGACCUGCCAGUUAGUUUUUGUUCUCCCACCUGUUUUCUUUUCUUCCCCCGUGUGAUUGUUUUUUCCAUAUUCAUUAAAUGCAGACUGUUUCCUCAGCAUAUGCCCCUGACCCCUGCAGGGCACAGUACCUUACCAGCUCUUCCUCUUCCACUGACACAGCUGCCCUCAGGGCAGCUUUGCAGGGCUAAGUUGCUUUAGUUUGUCAGUAUCCAGCUGUCUUUUUAGAACUAGGGAUUUCUGGGAGUAUAUUAGGGGUUGGAGUGUGGAAAACAGCCUAGCCCUCAUAGCCAGGAGAUGUGGCAGGAGGCACUCCCAGGCUGCUGCUGUUUGCCCCCAGGGAUGCUGCUGGGAGGAAGGUGCAUGGAUACAAAUACUCACUGUAAUGCAGAUUAGGUCCUUAGAAUUUGGAGUCUGUCUGUGGGUAUUCCCAGUGAUCAGCUGAGAGACAAAUACAUAAAUACAUCUGCUACCCACACACACACUUCCCAUCUCCUCCAGGUGCUCAGUGAGAGCAGCCACACAUCUGAUUUCUCCACUGCCUCUCACCUUUCCAUGCUCUGCAGCAGCACAGGGAUGCAAGUGGCAGCAGGGGGGUCCAGCUAUCCUAAAUUGCAGCAUUUUCUGCAGAAAUCUUAGGAUUGGAACUUUCAUCUUUGUUUUAAACUCAACAAAAGGCAAGUGUGAGCUGAAUUGUUUCCUCAAUGCCUCAGCCCACUGCAUGCCCUGCUCCCAGCUCUGUGUGCUGCAGUGGGAGCUGCCCAGCAGUGAUUCCACCAGGCCAGGUGCAAACUGCACCUUGGUCCAUGGUUUACUGAGAUAAAUCCUGUGCAAUGAACACACCAACAGAGGAAUUCUCUUGAACCAUCCUCCCUGUGAUGGUAGGCUUUGUCCUGUGAUGACUGCCCUUUAAAGUAAAGAAGUACAGAUAGUAAGAUUAAAAGAAUAUUAUGGGUAAUUGCUGGGCUCGUACUGGAGUAUUCUUUUAGUUCCAUAGCACCUCCUCUCACAGUUCUUGGAAGUAUAUGUAUAAUUUAGCAGAAGCAUUAUGAUGUAAUUUAAUUCAAGUGUUUCUGUGUUUUAAAGCAUUGAAAUAUAAUUAAACUAUUUACAUGAAA